Messenger RNA from Tarenaya hassleriana, 1668 nucleotides. Its product is annotated as 3beta-hydroxysteroid-dehydrogenase/decarboxylase-like. Gene Ontology annotation, molecular function: 3-beta-hydroxy-Delta5-steroid dehydrogenase (NAD+) activity. Bases 153 to 1469 code for a protein of 438 amino acids. Lineage: Eukaryota; Viridiplantae; Streptophyta; Magnoliopsida; Brassicales; Cleomaceae. Gene Ontology annotation, biological process: steroid biosynthetic process. The record is from RefSeq and is a predicted model, not a curated record. The transcript is spliced from 11 exons.
CGCCAGGAAGCUAUCUCCGACAAGCCUUCUCCUUCUUCUCCCUCACGACGCACCGAUAUCCGACGGCUGAAAUCGGACGGUGGAUUAUCACCGAAACCUGGCCGUUGGAUGAAUUUGGCGGGCUUUUUCAAAUUCGAAGAUGCAAGAGAAUCAUGACUAGUUUAGCAUAUACGAGGCAACUGCAAUUAUUAUCCAUGUUCACGUUCUUUCCAUCGGUCGCGGAGGAGCGGUGGUGCAUGGUGACCGGCGGCAGGGGAUUUGCGGCGAGGCAUCUCGUGGAGAUGCUAUUACGCCGCGAGAUGUUCCAUGUGCGAAUCGCAGAUUUGGCACCGGCUAUGGAGCUCGAGCCUCGGGAGGAGAUCGGAGUUGUCGGAGAAGCCAUGAGGUCCAGUCGGGUUCAGUACAUCUCCGCUGAUCUUCGUGACAAAGCUCAAGUGUUCAGAGCUUGUAAGGGAGCUGAAGUCGUGUUUCACAUGGCGGCUCCAGAUUCAUCGAUCAACGAUUACCAGCUUCAGUACUCUAUUAAUGUGCAAGGGACGAAGAACGUCAUUGAAGCUUGCACCAAGCUCGGAGUGAAGAGACUGAUCUAUACGAGCUCUCCUGUCGCUGUGUUCGAUGGCAUCCAUUCCAUUUUGAAUGGCGACGAGUCACUGCCAUAUCCAUCUAAGCACAAUGACUCGUAUUCGGCGACCAAAGCUGAAGGAGAGGCUUUGGUCUUGAAGUCGAAUGGCAGUAACGGAUUACUCACCUGCUGUAUACGUCCUAGCGCCAUUUUCGGUCCUGGUGAUAGAUUAAUGGUUCCAUCGCUCGUUUCCCUGGCCAGAACGGUCACGUCCAAGUUCAUUAUAGGCGACUGGAACAAUCUGUACGAUUUCACUUACGUUGAAAACGUUGCACACGCCCUUUUUUGUGCUGAACGAGCUCUAGCUUCAGGAGGAGAAGUUUCUGAAAAGGCUUCAGGCCAGGCAUACUUCAUUACAAACAUGGAGCCGAUUAAGUUUUGGGAGUUCAUGUCUCGGAUUCUCGAAGGACUUGGCUAUGACAGGCCGAGAAUAAAGAUCCUGGGGUUUGUCAUGAUGCCGAUUGCGCAUCUGUUGGAACUGACAUAUGUAAUGUUCAGACAAUAUGGUAUGAAAGCACCGCAACUAACGCCUUCAAGAGUUCGCCUCGUCUCUCUAAACAACACGUUCGAUUGCUCCAAGGCGAAGGAUAGGCUUGGCUAUACGCCCAUUGUACCACUUGAGGAAGGUAUUCGGAGAACGAUAGACGCAUUCUCACACUUGAAAGCUGAGAAGAAUCAACUUCCAUUGACAGUGACCUCACCAUUGAACAUUUUUUUCCAGGUGUUGUCACUUAUGUUGGUAUUGAGUUUGGUCGGAGCCGUAUCACUUGAGAGGCUAUUCAUCACAGGGCUUCUAGUGGCAUUCAUGGCGGUUGUCGGCUACGUUAAAGAGGAGAAAAGAGAGUGAUUCAAUUCAUGAGGGAGCCGAAAUCGGAGAGAGACGACUAUGAAGGAUAACCUUUUCUCCAGCUUUCCGUUGGCUUUUUAAAAAAAAAAAUUAUGCAACAAUGUCCUCAAUUAGUGUGUUUGGAUUGAAACUCCAUAUGUGUAUAAGCACAUGUAUAUGUGUAAACGUAUAAGAAUGUAUAUGUACGUAAAUAUAUGUA